AUGUUAAGAGAAAGGUCGAUACCAAAGUCGCCACAGAGCGGCAGGAAUACGCCGAAUGAAGUAUUUUUCAAUUCCAAAAAUUACACUGAAUUGGAACACAUUCAGCGCCGUGCACAGAAGAAGCUGCAAAAUGCAUCAUCGAAACGGGAGGAAAGACUCGAUGAUGAGGAGCAAAGUCGGCUGGAAGAGGAGAAACGACGCAAAACGGCAGCGUUGGAAAGAAGUAAAAAGGAAAGCCUAAAACCAAGGGGACCUUGUGAUAUGUGCAUCAAGGCCGCCAACUGUGCAACGCAAAUGAAUGAGCCAAAGGUGUGUAAGAAGAUAUUGCGAAGGCCUAUUGCACCGAGAUGUACCUGUAUGGAUCCGACGGACGGACAACUACCCGUCUUAGCGAUCGAGCAGCCCGUUGAUAUUGACGACUGGGCGUACAAACCCUUCAGCACCAUCGUUAGCGGAGGUGCCGCUGGAUACCGUGGACACUUCCCGCUACUCAUGCAGAAAUGCACAGAGGCUGCGGAGAAAGAUACCAUACAGGUACAGACUGAAACGAGACGUCACUCUGUCGUCACUACCAACUACCUGACGGGCAGAAUCAAGUUAGAAUCCACGGGUCAUAAAAGUGUCAAUCUGAGUGUCUUCCCCGUCCUGCAUGUUGUCCUCAGUAGUAGCGAGGACGAGGACGAGUUGUCAUCGUCAGAUGCAGGAGACGAUUACGAGCAGGAGGACGAGCUGGCGAAUCUUCGGCCUCAUGCCGCGCAGUCAACAUCAGAGCAUGAGAUGCCGACACCGAGAAGACGUUCCCCUGCUGCCUCAAACUCCGGUCAGCAGAGACGGCGCUCGUCUCUCGCCCCUGGGUCAUUACCGGGACGCAGACCCCAAGGACCGGGUACUUCCCCCCGUGUUGUCCGGAGAAGGUCCAUUGACCAGUCCUCUCUUGCCCAGUCAUUUGCCAAGGCGCUCGAAGCUGCGAUGACCCCGAUCUCGGAGGAGGAGAAGCGGGCCGUGUCCCCCGGAGAGGAAUUCGACGUGAAACACGCCGAGGAGACGAUGAUCCAUAUGGCACAGAAUCUACAAACUCUAGAAAAGUUUCUGCAAGGAGGUUCCACCAGCUCGGUGUCUGACGUGAGCAGCAGUGACGACAGUUUGUAA
Messenger RNA from Asterias rubens (European starfish), 1149 nucleotides. RefSeq lists its product as uncharacterized. NCBI's taxonomy places the organism in Eukaryota, Metazoa, Echinodermata, Asteroidea, Forcipulatida, Asteriidae. Bases 1 to 1149 code for a protein of 382 amino acids. The record is from RefSeq and is a predicted model, not a curated record. The transcript has a single exon.